This is a messenger RNA of Ailuropoda melanoleuca (giant panda), 1471 nucleotides long. Its product is annotated as upstream stimulatory factor 1. Lineage: Eukaryota; Metazoa; Chordata; Mammalia; Carnivora; Ursidae. Gene Ontology annotation, biological process: regulation of transcription by RNA polymerase II. The record is from RefSeq and is a predicted model, not a curated record. The coding region runs from base 1 to 933 and encodes 310 amino acids. The transcript has 10 exons. Gene Ontology annotation, molecular function: DNA-binding transcription factor activity, RNA polymerase II-specific; RNA polymerase II cis-regulatory region sequence-specific DNA binding; protein dimerization activity.
AUGAAGGGGCAGCAGAAAACAGCUGAAGCUGAAGAGGGGACAGUGCAGAUUCAGGAGGGUGCAGUGGCAACGGGGGAGGACCCAACCAGCGUGGCUAUUGCCAGCAUCCAGUCAGCUGCCACUUUCCCUGACCCCAACGUCAAGUACGUCUUCCGAACUGAGAAUGGGGGCCAGGUGAUGUACAGGGUGAUCCAGGUGUCUGAGGGGCAGCUGGAUGGCCAGACUGAGGGGACUGGCGCCAUCAGUGGCUAUCCUGCCACUCAGUCCAUGACCCAGGCGGUGAUCCAGGGUGCAUUCACCAGUGACGAUGCAGUUGACACAGAGGGGACAGCUGCCGAGACGCACUAUACUUACUUCCCCAGCACUGCAGUGGGAGAUGGCGCAGGGGGCACCACAUCGGGCAGUACAGCAGCUGUUGUCACUACCCAAGGCUCGGAGGCGCUGCUGGGGCAGGCGACCCCUCCCGGCACUGGACAAUUCUUUGUGAUGAUGUCACCACAAGAAGUGUUGCAAGGAGGAAGCCAGCGCUCCAUUGCCCCCAGGACUCACCCUUAUUCCCCGAAGUCAGAAGCUCCCAGGACGACUCGGGAUGAGAAACGCAGGGCUCAGCAUAAUGAAGUCGAACGCCGCCGCCGAGACAAGAUUAACAACUGGAUUGUGCAGCUGUCCAAGAUCAUCCCAGACUGCUCCAUGGAGAGCACCAAGUCUGGCCAGAGUAAAGGUGGAAUUCUGUCCAAAGCCUGUGAUUAUAUUCAAGAGCUUCGACAGAGUAACCACCGCUUGUCUGAAGAACUGCAGGGCCUUGACCAGCUGCAGCUGGACAAUGAUGUGCUUCGACAGCAGGUGGAAGAUCUUAAAAACAAGAACCUGCUGCUCCGAGCCCAGCUGCGGCACCACGGGGUGGAGGUCGUCAUCAAGAAUGACAGCAAUUAACUGCGGGGACUUGCAGUCUUCGGGCCCUACCACCCCUCUCCAAGAACUGCACAUAGCCCAGGAGCAACCGGCUAACCCCGAGCCCCUUUCCUUCACUGCCCGCUUCUGGCGGGGGACCAGGGGGAGUUGAGAAGGCGUGGCUUUGAACCGAGGCCCUGUCACAGGGCCCCCUGCAGUGGUGUGAAACACACGUGGGCGCACACUGACACCCUUGCCCGGCCCCACCGCGCAGCCCCCCGGGCCCAUGUGCCCUUGCAGAUGCAUGUGCUGUCUCCGUGCUGGAUACCGGACACACACGACGAGGGGGCUUGCCCUGGGCUUGCUCAGAGUGCCAGCAGAGGGGCUGCUGACCAGCGAUGCUCUGGCUUGCCCCAGGACUCUGGCGCUUUACUGGGUCUUCCUUACCCCGGAGCUCGACUCAGACAGAUGUGCACUCGAGGACUCUGGGGAACAGGCUGCUUCGCAGUGGCUGCUGCCCCAGGAAGAGAAGACCGACCAGCAAGCAGCUAAGGCCUAUGCAGAAGUCCGGAGCCAGGGA